Molecule: messenger RNA, 1710 nt
Organism: Tuber aestivum (summer truffle)
Lineage: Eukaryota; Fungi; Ascomycota; Pezizomycetes; Pezizales; Tuberaceae
Source: the annotation of a GenBank genome assembly
AUGUCCGGAAAUACCACCCCAAUGCCAUCGCCCCGCUCGACUCCCACAAAGACUCCUGCAAAGCAAGAUUCUCCAAAUGUUUCGCCCCGUGCACUUCCGAUGACCCCCCCGUCCCCCGCCUUCGCCUUCACGACCGGGGAAUUGGGAUACGCGUCUUCCGAUGCUUCGUCCAAUUCUUCGGCUAGAUCCUCACUUGGUCGGACGGACCUCGGAGGGCCACGAAAACGCGGGUUCAUGCGACCUCAAGGGACAGAGUUCUCAACCUCGGCGCGGUCCAGGCAAAGCGUGAUGGCGUUAGGGAGUAUAGCACACCUUCAAUACUUUUUCGCAAAGACUGGAUUGUUGGAUGGGAAAGGGGCGUAAGUCUCGCACCACCACUCUCCUACAUAGCUAGAGCUUCUCUGACCGUCUAUGCAGCGGGCUACAGACGAAGAAGAGCUCGAAUAACCUGACUGUGGACACAUCAGCAGCCCAGGGGAUUUCCCAGGACUCGACUUAUUCCUCACUCCGAUCGUCGCCAGAACCUUUCAUGCCUAUGGAAGCUGACUUCUUCUCCGAAUCACCCUCUGAGCUCGAUGAUUUCCCCUUUGAUGAGUCGGUCAUGCUACCGCCUACCACUUCCACGUACAACCCUCAGACAAAGCAUGUCCCUCCAACCCCAAAUCCUCAGGUCCUCCGGGAGCAAUUGCGGGGCGCCUUGGCAGUAACGAAAAGUGCGUGGCUACAGAGCUUUGCGAUUCCGGGUGGGCCGGCGCGCAAGGAGAAGGUGGAGGGCGAAGAGGAUCUGGCUCCAUUACCACCCGGGCUCAGCGAACUUCACGGGAACGAAUUGGUGGAAUUGGCAACUUCUGCCAUUCGGGCGGCAAAGGCGUAUUACUACACCACCGACAAAUCACUCUUGUCAACACGGGAUGACAAAUCGCUGAGGGAGGGAUUUCUAACAAUUCUAGACGUGCUCAAGAGACUGGCGCAGAGGAAAUUCGACGGCGGCGUGAAACCCGAGGAGCGGGACGCCAUCGUCAGGUGGAUCGAGAGCGUGGAGCUAUCACUGCUAGCAGAGGAAAAUGCAAUAGCGGACAUGCGGAAGGAAGGCAGGGAAUGGCUGGAAGGCAGCUGGGAAGGUCGGGAAAUGAGUUUGCUCCCUAAUCACCCUAAGCCUUCUCAAUCCCCAAACCUGAGCCCAACAUGCUAAUCAAGCUACUAGCAGACCGCUGCCACCUGUUCCUAAACUACUUCGACCCCUCCCCAGACCCCCUCCCCCCACCUAUUCCUACCGGACCAGCAACCCCGCUUCCAACGCCCUUCCUCUUAUCCCUCCGCUCAGGCCUCCGCCUGAUCCUGAUCCACAAUGCUGUCAUCCGCCGCUCCAAGCGGCCCUUCGGCCAGAUCCAGAACUACCAUAAAGAAUUCAGCAAGCCCUAUCGCUCAGCAGAGAACUUGCGCUUCUGGAAGAAGGCCGCGGAGAUCCGGUGGGAGUUGAGGUUGAAGUUUGAUGUCACGGGUGUAGUCAACGGGACCGAAGAUGGGUGGCGGGAUUUUCAGAGGGAUAUUGGGUACUGGUGUGAGAAGGUACUCGAGGAGAUUAGGGCGGAUUGGGAGGUUGGUAAUGUCACGAGCGGUGAAGUAGAGAAGGAGGAAGGGCAUGUUAGGCAUACGAGGAGUGGGACGCUGGAAAGUUUGAAAGUUGAGAUUGGGGGGUAUAUUUCAUAG